GUACAUACAUACUUUGCGAAACAAAUUAAUCUCUCCCGUCACUGCUGCUGGUAGUCCUAUUUCUCAUAAUAAUUUAAUUAAUUUCGUAUUUUCUAUCAUGACUGCUAAAUCUAUGUUCCCAAAUACAGUUUUAGUUUUAACGGUUAUCAUACUUUGCAAAGCUUUGGCGAAAGAUGAGAACCAUUAUGAACUGCCCGUGAUCGAGGUUACACAAGUGUCCAAGACCGAUGAUUACUUUUCCACAAACGUGUCACAGUUGGCGAACAGAGGCAACGACGAGUAUUAUUCGAUAAUAGGACAAGACAUCAUCGUUGGAGAAAGCACGUUGGGAAUAACUCUAAAAUGUUCAGCAUCAUACCCUGUGUAUUGGACAAUGAAUAACACAAUUGAGAUAAUUGACGAUAGUUUAGCAGUUUUUGAUCUUUCUGAAAUCGAGACUUAUACGACCAGGGAGGUUGACGUUUUUGGGUCAACAGAAAACCAAAAGCAUUCCGCAAUCAUAAAGUUCUGGAGCAUUUCUCCAUCAAUGACAAACAAUUACACUUGCAGAUCAGUUAAAAAUAACUACAUUCAGAGUAGCAGAUACAUUUAUGCAUCAGGAUAUUCGCAAACGUACUUGGUUUAUGCUGGCCAAACUUUUACCAUUGGCAUUGGUUCAAAUCAAAUGGUGACAUCUCCUUGCAAAAUCAUUACCCCAAAUGUUCAUGAUAUUCAACUGAAAUUGUUCAAAGAGAGAAACGUAUUGGGUGGCACAGUUGACUCUGAAAAUUGGGAGUUGCUCAAUACCAACGAAUCGAUAAGUUACGAUCCACACUAUGGAUAUUCUUUCAGAGUCGCCGAACUUGCAGGAAUAUUGGGAUGGUACAAAUGCACAGCCGACGAUUCUAAUGCGCUAGAUGUACUUCAUUUCGCAAUUGUGACAUCAGAGAACAAAACAUCGGAUGCCAGUAAAUUCGAAAUCAGGGCGGUUUUGAAGGGUUCAGCUGCAAUCGAGAUUAACAAUGAGCAUGGUUUAAUGAAAUGCUGCUCAAAUGGAGAGAAACCACCCUUGAUGAAAAUUUUAUUUUGCAACAAUCCACCAGAAUGUGACAUAAUCAAGUCUACAGCAGCACUUGGAAAAUUCUCGCGAUGGGGGUUCUUUGAAUACGUCAAAAACUGUUCUGAACAAAGGUUCUACUCAUGGACAUCUUUCUGGUUAAAGUGCGAAGGGGAUGGAAUUGAUGUGUUUGAUUCUUAUUCAUUUUACUUUCAAAAUUCCUCUCAAGAUUUGAAUUAUCAUCCAAUUUAUCAUCCAUACUCCCUGUCAACUCAACAGAUACCUGCGGAACGUUUACUUUAUGUCACAAUCCAGAAGGACUACCACACUAAUUUUCACAGCCAAUUUAACGAUAAUCCACUGCAUGAGAUAUUUUCUGGUGAAAGUUUUACGUUCAUCUGUUACAAGUCUGCAUAUGUGUUUUCAUCCGGCAGCUUUUGGAAGGUAUCCUUUAAGAAUGGGACAUCCAAGAAAUUGUCAGGGACACACGGAUAUUUCGACCCUGGAGAGCAAGAAUUGAGGUUGACACUUAAGAUGGAGGUCACAAUGGACUCUGUAACCUGUUGCGCUCCUGUGUGGAACAGCACAGAGUGGGUUUCGAAGGCUUACAAAACGGAGGUCCAAGAAUCAUCUCGACCUGUGCCAAAUAAUGGAGACACUGAAUCCAUCAGGUGGACCUUGAAUCAGACUGAUAGGGAAUUGGAAUGUAAUUUUUUGGGAACGCCUGUGCCUCAAAUCCAAUGGUCGAAGGAUGACAAAAUUUUGGAAUCAAAUGAUAUUUUUAUAAUUCAUGUUAACGGGUCAAAAAGUAGAGUGGAAUUUCUCCACGGGGUUUCUCAUGAGGUUCAUGGGAAAUUCGUUUGCAAUGGUACGAACGUGGCUGGAACAUCAUCAAAAGUGUUUUAUGUUUACAUCGAAGAAGACGAUACGUCCCACACCAUCGCCACCGUCGUCAGUGCCAGUCUCGGUCUUGUAUCAAGCCUUAUUUUGGUCUUCGUAAUAUGGAAGUUUAUCCAACAAAGGAGACUUCGUACUCGGGGAGAAGCUGAAGGAACAACUUAUCAGUCUGCUGACCAAUGUCCUUAAUUACAAGUCCAUUGCUGAAUUUAUAUAGAUAAAAAAUUAAUACCCAUACAAAUAGCAUGUUCUUUAGCAAUUUAUGUGAGAUACGAUAAUUUGGCACUUUUACGAUGACGAAAAAAGGAAAUAGUAGACGAACAGGAGAUCGAUUAAAAACCUUUUUGCAAUUAAGUAUCCAACUACUUUCCUACACCAUUACAUUCCUAAUCGAUAAAUUAAUGAAAUAAA
Molecule: messenger RNA, 2344 nt
Organism: Folsomia candida
Lineage: Eukaryota; Metazoa; Arthropoda; Collembola; Entomobryomorpha; Isotomidae
Exons: 12
Coding region: 98-2122 (674 amino acids)
Source: RefSeq, a predicted model, not a curated record